AUGUCCAGCAAGGGCAGGCGAUGUAAGGAGCAGGGGAGAGUGACCUUCCCCCAGCAGCAGCAGGAGGAGGAGGACGGGGGAGAGGAAGAGGAGCAGCAGCGCCGGCGGCGGGGCUGGAGAGGCGUUAAUGGGGGGCUGGAGCCCUCUCAGCAGCAGCAGCAGAGAGCAGUGAAAACCCAGCGGGACCCCUACGGCUACUACCCGCCCCUUCCACUGUUCCCUUGGAGCCACUCCGAGGAGAUGUCCAUUGAAGGAAGCCCGUCUCUGAGACGUAUGACUAUGAUGAGGGAAAAGGGAAGACGGCAAGCUGUUAGAGGCCCAGCGUUCAUGUUCAACAACAGGGGCACAAGCCUCACUGCUGAAGAAGAGCGUUUUCUGGAUGCAGCAGAGUAUGGGAACAUUCCUGUGGUGCGCAAAAUGCUGGAGGAGUCAAAAACACUAAAUGUCAACUGUGUUGAUUAUAUGGGCCAAAACGCCUUGCAGCUGGCUGUAGGGAAUGAGCAUUUGGAAGUGACAGAACUUCUGUUGAAGAAGGAGAACUUGGCACGAAUCGGAGAUGCACUGCUGCUCGCUAUUAGCAAGGGGUACAUCCGGAUAGUGGAAGCAAUUUUGAAUCAUCCCGGUUUUGCAGCAAAUAAGCGACUGACUCUGAGCCCCUGCGAGCAGGAGCUCCAGGAUGAUGAUUUUUAUUCCUAUGAUGAAGACGGCACCCGCUUUUCACCAGAUAUCACCCCCAUCAUUUUAGCUGCCCACUGCCAAAAAUACGAGGUUGUGCACAUGUUGUUAUUGAAAGGAGCGAGGAUAGAAAGACCUCAUGACUAUUUCUGCAAAUGCAAUGACUGCACUGAAAAGCAAAAGCAUGAUUCUUUUAGUCACUCCAGGUCGAGGAUAAAUGCCUACAAAGGCCUGGCUAGUCCUGCUUACCUGUCUCUUUCCAGCGAAGACCCAGUUCUCACAGCUCUAGAACUCAGUAAUGAGCUUGCCAAGUUGGCCAACAUUGAAAAAGAAUUCAAGAAUGACUAUCGCAAGCUGUCUAUGCAAUGCAAGGACUUCGUGGUUGGUGUCCUUGAUCUCUGCCGAGACUCUGAAGAGGUAGAAGCCAUUCUAAACGGGGAUUUGGAUGCUGAGCCAGUUGAAACACAGAGGCACAGAGCUUCACUGAGUCGUGUCAAACUAGCCAUUAAGUAUGAAGUAAAAAAGUUUGUGGCCCAUCCAAACUGUCAGCAACAGCUGUUGACUAUCUGGUAUGAAAAUCUGUCAGGAUUACGGGAACAGACCAUAGCUAUCAAGUGUCUCGUUGUGCUGGUUGUUGCAUUGGGCCUUCCACUUCUUGCCAUUGGUUACUGGAUUGCACCAUGUAGCAGGCUUGGAAAAAUUCUCCGCAGCCCAUUUAUGAAAUUUGUGGCACAUGCAGCAUCCUUCAUUAUUUUCUUGGGCCUACUGGUGUUCAAUGCCUCAGACAGAUUUGAAGGCAUCACAACCCUCCCAAAUGUCACUGUUACUGAUUACCCUAAACAGAUCUUUAGGGUGAAAACUACCCAGUUCACUUGGACAGAGAUGCUGAUCAUGGUGUGGGUGCUUGGUAUGAUGUGGUCAGAAUGCAAAGAGCUCUGGCUAGAAGGACCCAGGGAAUAUAUUUUGCAGCUGUGGAAUGUUCUGGAUUUUGGGAUGUUGUCCAUUUUCAUAGCUGCUUUCACAGCCAGGCUCCUAGCAUUUCUGCAGGCCACCAAAGCACAGCAAUAUGUGGACAACUACAUUGAGGAGAAUGACCUCUCCGUAGUCACACUUCCACCCGAAAUAGAGUAUUUUACUUAUGCCAGAGACAAAUGGCUCCCAUCUGAUCCACAGAUAAUAUCUGAAGGUCUCUAUGCAAUAGCUGUUGUGCUUAGCUUCUCUCGGAUUGCAUAUAUCCUGCCUGCAAAUGAGAGCUUUGGGCCCUUGCAGAUUUCCCUUGGAAGGACUGUAAAGGACAUUUUUAAGUUUAUGGUCCUUUUUAUUAUGGUAUUUUUUGCAUUUAUGAUUGGGAUGUUCAUACUCUACUCCUACUACCUUGGAGCUAAAGUAAACUCUGCUUUUACAACAGUUGAAGAAAGUUUCAAGACCUUGUUUUGGUCAAUAUUUGGUUUAUCUGAAGUGACUUCAGUUGUCCUCAAAUAUGAUCAUAAAUUCAUAGAGAAUAUUGGCUAUGUUUUGUAUGGCAUAUACAAUGUAACAAUGGUUGUAGUUCUGCUCAACAUGCUGAUUGCUAUGAUCAACAGCUCGUACCAAGAAAUUGAGGAUGACAGUGAUGUGGAGUGGAAGUUUGCUCGCUCUAAGCUCUGGUUAUCUUACUUUGAUGAUGGAAAAACAUUACCUCCACCGUUCAGUCUUGUACCAAGCCCCAAGUCUUUUUUCUAUUUCAUCAUGAGGAUCGUCAGCUUUUCUAAGUGCAGGAGGAGAAGGCUGCAGAAAGAUACUGAAAUAGGGAUGAGUAACUCCAAAUCUAGGUUAAACCUCGUCACUCAAUCUAACUCAAGGGUUUUCGAAUCGCACAGUUUUAAUAGCAUUCUCAAUCAGCCAACACGCUAUCAGCAAAUCAUGAAAAGGCUUAUAAAACGUUAUGUUCUGAAAGCACAAGUGGACAAAGAAAACGAUGAAGUGAAUGAAGGUGAAUUAAAGGAAAUCAAACAAGACAUCUCCAGUCUUCGCUAUGAACUUUUGGAAGAUAAAUCCCAAGCAACAGAAGAUUUAGCAAUUCUAAUACAUAAACUCAGUGAGAAACUCAACCCCAAUAUGUCAAGAUGUGAAUGAUUCAAUGAAUUAUCGGGAUUCCUGGCAUUUUCUUCAGCACAAAUAUUGGCAAUAAUAUUUUGGAGUAUCUUAUACUUGAAAAAUAUAUUGUAGAUUUUUAGCACUAAAUAACUUUAUGUACAGCUUUCUUUAAAUUUAGUCAGGAAAUUUUAUUAACUCAUCACGCAAAAAAUGCUCUGUUCAUUUAAGUGUAUUGAAAAGUAAG
Emys orbicularis (European pond turtle) is the source of this 2995-nucleotide messenger RNA. RefSeq names its product transient receptor potential cation channel subfamily C member 3 (gene TRPC3). The transcript is spliced from 13 exons. Gene Ontology annotation, cellular component: plasma membrane; cation channel complex. The coding region runs from base 1 to 2790 and encodes 929 amino acids. The record is from RefSeq and is a predicted model, not a curated record. Gene Ontology annotation, biological process: calcium ion transmembrane transport; single fertilization; regulation of cytosolic calcium ion concentration. NCBI's taxonomy places the organism in Eukaryota, Metazoa, Chordata, Testudines, Emydidae. Gene Ontology annotation, molecular function: store-operated calcium channel activity; inositol 1,4,5 trisphosphate binding; protein binding.